GAGCCAAACUCCCUUUAGCCGCAGCUGGUUACACGUGAAAAGAUGGCAUGCCUGUUGCUCAUCCUAAUUUCUUUACUGGGUCUGGUUAGUCAUUCAGAAGGAAAACUAGAAGUAUUAAAUAAUGUUUACAUUGUUGAAUCAAAUUGGCCAAAUUCUGCAGCACCACCUGAGAAAUUAACACUCGCCUGCAGUACAUCUGAGGAGCAACAUCCAUCCGUUUAUUGGAUGAAAGAUCAGAAAUGGAAAGGAAAUGGCAUGAAUUUAGAAAUAAGUGUCAAGGAGCCCCUGGAUGCUGGCAACUACACCUGUAGGAGUAACGCCACACAUGAUAUUUUAAGUUACAGUACUGUGUAUAUUCAGAAGAUAAAUGACAAAGGGGAAAUAGCUGAGCCAAUUCUCAUUGGUUUUAAAGACAAUGGACUUUAUUUCAAAUGCACAGCAAACAAUUACUCUGGGCACUUCCAGUGCUUUUGGACACCACACAUCCGGAUUUCACCUUUGCAGUUCAAAAUUAAGGUAACUUCAGAAAAUGCAGUUUGUGAUGAGCCCGUGAAGAAUUCCAUGGGAGAGGGGUACUCUACUUCCUGCAAAAAAGGAAAUCUCUGCCCAUCUACUGAGGAGUACGAACAAACUGGGAUAGUUCUAGAAGUUUUCCAUGGAUUUGUAUAUGAAAGACAUAUUCACUACUUCUUCAUCAAAGACAUCUUAAAGCCUGAUAUUCCUGAGUGCCAAAUUGACAACAGCAAUGUAGUGACUUGGACACCACCCAAAACCUGGAGCACUCCAGUUACUUACUAUGGGCUGACGUAUCAAAUCAAGACUGUUCAGCAUGACUCUAAAGACAAGAUUUGUGAGGUUGAUAAUAGUGUGCUGCUCCAAAAUGGAAACACCUUACGCUGCUACAAGCGAGAGUGCAAAUAUAAACACUGCUUUAUUCGUGCCAGGGAUCGCUACAACAAAAAUUCUUCUUGGAGCAAUUGGUCUCCGCCUUGCAGCAGGAAAUUCCCCAAGAAUGACAAACCACACAUCAAGGAGGAGAAAACCAAAAUAGAACCAUGCAAGUGUCAGAAGAACUGAAGCUGAAAACCUGCAGAAGAUGUGCAUUUAAUGAAUUACUAUUUAUAGUUGUUAUUUAUUAUUAUUAUUUAUUCAGUUUGUCUGCCGUUUUUCCACACAUUUAUUUCAUUUAUCACCUACAGAUACAAGCAGAUUUAAAAUUGAAUGCUGCCUUUAUCAUUUCUUGUUGUUCUCAAGGAGAGCAUAGUUUAAACUGUAACACGUUCCACCUAGAACGAAUAUCUUGUCGUAAUGAAGGCAAAUGGCUAACCAUUUCUCACCUACAGAAAUUAUGAGAGUAAGUUCCAUUGGAAUUAGUGGUAUUUCCCCAAGAAAUGUAUUAAGCAUUUGUGGCUUCAGUUACUCUGUACCAGCCAUUUUCAUUUUUAAACAUGUAACCAGGAACCUCCGUGGUGCAGAGUGGUAAGCGGCAGUAAUGCAGCCGAAGCUCUGAUCACAACUGGAGUUCAAUUUCAACAGAAGGAGGAAGUCGAAUCUCGGGUAAAAGGGGUCGAGGUCCACUCAGCCUUCCAUCCAUUCAUGGUCAGUAAAAUUAGUACCCGGCAUAUGCUGGGGGGUAAAGAAAGGCCGGGGAAGGAACUGGCAAUCCCACCCCAUAUAUACAGUCUGCCUAGUAAACGUCGCAAGACGUCACCCUAACAGUCGGAAAUGUCUCGCACUAUAAGUGGGGGACACCUUUACCUUUUUUUAACCAGGAACAAAAGUAAGCUACUAAAUGAACAAGCUAAUUUUUAUGAAAUAAUAAUAAUAUGCACAUAGCCUUUGCAUGUACAAAUGAACACAUGGAUAGGACUACACCAAUGGGAAUCACUCUCACAGGUACACCCAAAGUGCAUAUCCUCUCUAUGAGAUUAUGUGCAGCAAAAUGGAUGGCCAGCACACUGCCACCAUAGGCAUAGCUUGUGCCUGUUGGCUUUUAGAAUGUAUCUUAUUUUUUAUUGUUUUAUUAUUUCAAUCAUUUUGAGCAAGACGUAGGAUAAUGGGUCAUCCGUGACUGAAUCUGCAAGGUGACUCCUAAACUCUUACAUAUAUAUUAACUAUUAUAUAUUAACUUAUUUUUAUUCAUAUGGAUAUAAGCUCUAAAUAAUGGAUUUUCUA
Rhineura floridana is the source of this 2175-nucleotide messenger RNA. Its product is annotated as interleukin-12 subunit beta-like. Lineage: Eukaryota; Metazoa; Chordata; Lepidosauria; Squamata; Rhineuridae. The transcript has 8 exons. The coding region runs from base 43 to 1077 and encodes 344 amino acids. The record is from RefSeq and is a predicted model, not a curated record. Gene Ontology annotation, molecular function: protein binding.